CACAAGCUUCUGUCAUGGCAAUCUUACUCACCAUAAGACUCUGGGUUUUGGCAGUAGCUCUUAGCUGUGUCUUUGUUCUUUAUGGCAACUUAGGGAGGGCAGAUGAGGAAGUGCCUCAAACAGGCGGUGUAGUGUAUGAUCCGGCUCAAAUUACUGCCAAAGCAUUGCUAUGUUUCAAUAAUAAAUAUAUUUACAGUAGCUGUGAAGAAUCCUAUAGAUUGUCUCAGAGAGGAAACCUCAAUGUGCCUCUUCAAAGUACUGAUGAAUACUGUGGCGGGCCAUGCCUGACUGAGACAAACCUAGUGCUAGACUGCAUUGACAACAUCUUCACUAACUUUCUGUUUUAUAACAAGGCCACUAUACAGGAUGUUAGGGAUACGAUUGCGGCAGCCUGUGGCCACGGCCCGGAAAGAGGUAACUUUGAUGUAGCUGAGCACAUUCAAGCUGAAGAAAGCAAUGCACACAAGGCUGUAAAUCAUUUUCUCUUUGGGCUUGGAUUGAUGAUUAUGGGACAUGGUUUACUGAUUUAAUAUGUGUAUUAAUAUGAAUCACUUUCAUGGGCUAUGGUUAUGGCUUUGAUAUGUAUACUAAUAUGAAUAGUGUUAUAGAUCAUGACCAGUUCUUGCUUUAUAAUCCGAAAAGACUGU
Corylus avellana is the source of this 647-nucleotide messenger RNA. Its product is annotated as Glycine-rich protein family. NCBI's taxonomy places the organism in Eukaryota, Viridiplantae, Streptophyta, Magnoliopsida, Fagales, Betulaceae. The record is from RefSeq and is a predicted model, not a curated record.